UGUACCAAUUGUAUACUAGUAGGAUAUCUAUGUCUCUCUUACUUUUUAUGUAGAAAUUUCAAAAAUACAUUAAUAUACCUUAAAAUUAUAGAAAAACACCUUUCUAACAUCGAAUUUUAGAUGUACAAAUCUCAUUUCUCUUUAUUUAUAGCUAUAUAAUAUAUUAUGAGGUUAGUAUUUAAUCAUUUAUCUCCCUCCUCCUCAAUCUUCAAGUACAAGAUUUGACAUUUCAUUCAUAAUUUUUCUUUGUCUAUUAGCUACCAAAGGUAGGAGAAUUUGUUUAUUUGAGAGACAAAUAAAGCAAAAGUGUUUGUCUCAAAUUGAAUAUUCAACAACAAAAUUUCACGGUUUUGAUUACUUUCUUUAGUCAAUUUUGUUCUUGUAUAAUGUCUAUGUUUGCUUCACUUGCCAUUUAUAAAGUUGCCAAAGAUGCAGCUGGAAUUGCUGGUAUUUUCUUUCUCUUAUUUUCUUUAUGAUUUUUACCAACUUUUUGUUUGUUUAUUGUUUCAAUUUUAUGUAUUUUCUUGGUUGUUUGCAGGUAACAUACUUGCUUUUGGGUUAUUUGUAUCUCCCAUACCUACAUUUAGGAGAAUUAUCAGAAAUGGGUCAACAGAAAUGUUCUCUGGGUUACCAUAUAUUUACUCGUUAAUGAACUGCUUAAUCUGCUUAUGGUAUGGAACUCCUUUGAUUUCACAUGAUAAUAUUUUGGUUACAACUGUUAAUUCAAUUGGAGCGGUGUUCCAAUUUGUGUACAUAAUCCUCUUCAUGAUGUGUGCUGAGAAAGAAAAGAAGAUGAAAAUGCUUGCAUGGUUGAUGGUUGUUCUUGGCGUCUUUGCAAUCAUAUUGAUUGGAAGUUUGCAAAUCGAUGAUGUUAUAAUGCGCCGGUUCUUUGUUGGGGUUUUGAGUUGUGCAUCUCUGAUUUCGAUGUUUGCGUCUCCGUUGUUUAUAAUUAAAUUGGUUAUUCAGACAAAGAGUGUUGAAUUCAUGCCGUUUCAUAUCUCACUUUGCACCUUCCUAAUGAGCACUUCUUUCUUAGUUUACGGAUUACUCAGCGAUGAUAUCUUCAUUUAUGUGCCAAAUGGGAUAGGAACCAUUUUGGGAACGACACAGUUGAUAUUAUACUUCCACUUUGAGAGUAAAUCGAGGAUAGACGCCGAAGAACCGUUGAUCGUGUCAUAUGCAUGAACACUUCUGCUGAAAAGGCGAAGAAUGGAAGAAGUU
Lathyrus oleraceus (garden pea) is the source of this 1221-nucleotide messenger RNA. RefSeq names its product bidirectional sugar transporter SWEET2. The transcript is spliced from 6 exons. Bases 430 to 1185 code for a protein of 251 amino acids. Lineage: Eukaryota; Viridiplantae; Streptophyta; Magnoliopsida; Fabales; Fabaceae. Gene Ontology annotation, cellular component: membrane. The record is from RefSeq and is a predicted model, not a curated record. Gene Ontology annotation, biological process: carbohydrate transport. Gene Ontology annotation, molecular function: sugar transmembrane transporter activity.